Wickerhamiella sorbophila is the source of this 1857-nucleotide messenger RNA. Its product is annotated as Nucleolar complex protein 2. The record is from RefSeq and is a predicted model, not a curated record. Gene Ontology annotation, biological process: ribosomal large subunit biogenesis. NCBI's taxonomy places the organism in Eukaryota, Fungi, Ascomycota, Dipodascomycetes, Dipodascales, Trichomonascaceae. Gene Ontology annotation, cellular component: Noc2p-Noc3p complex; Noc1p-Noc2p complex; nucleolus. Bases 1 to 1857 code for a protein of 618 amino acids. The transcript has a single exon.
AUGGGUAAAGUGAAGAAGGCCAAGAAGUUUCGCAAGAGCCAUUUGAAGGACAAGAUCGAGCAGAAGCGCAAAGAGCAGAAGCAUGCACAGCUGAUUGGACGCAAGAAGGGCAAAAAGCCCGCCGUGCAAGCAGCAGAGGAGCCAGAGACUAAUGGGAUUGACGCACCCAAGCAAAAUUUGGCCAUUCUCGAGGACGAGGCUGGUUUCGAGCAGUACCUGAGCGAGAGCGAGCAGAGCCAAGAGGACGGAUCGGAUGGAUCUGGCAGCGACAACGAAGACGACGAGGCGGAAAUCGCUGCUGAAGAAGCUGCAUGGCUGAACGGUGGGAACGGGGUCGACGAGCCCGAGUCGGAUGCUGAAGAGUUGUCAAAGGAGACCAUCCAGGGAUGGGUGACCCAGCUUGAGAAAACACUCAAGCCAAUGAAGCAGAUUGUCAGAGCGCUGGCUGCUGAGGACUCGGUGACGGACGCUUCGACGUAUGAUCUGCUGUUGAAGGUGGGCUUGCACAAUGUCCCGCAGGCCAUCCGCCAUCACCUGCCUUUGAACGAGAACAAAACUCCUGUUCAGACCAAGCGUUUGACCGAGUACACUCCCUCGCUCAAAGUAUACUGCCAAGUUCUGACGGAUAUGCUGAAGAACUCUUCCAGCCGCAGAAUUUCCCAGGUCGUUUCCGCCUCGCAGAAAAGCAUGCCCUACUUUAUUUCGCUGCGGAAACUCGUCAAGGACUUUGUCAAGGCGUUUGCCAGCGUCAUUGUUAACCGCAAUCUCAGCGAUGAGGUCAAGCUGGAAGCGUUUUCUGUCCUGCAGAACAGCUGCACCGCCUACCCCAAUGCUCUCACCGAGCUGGCGCUUAAAUACAGCUACGAAAGCCUCGUAAAGUUAUGUGGACGUACGUCCGUUCACACUAUGGGCUCUAUCAAUUUGGCCAAGAAUGUGUUUGCUACGCUGUACUCGGUUGACCCCACUGUAGGAUACCAGACCGCUUUCCAGCAAGUUCGCACCCUGGCUCUGCAUCUCAAGUCGAGUCUCGACAAGCAGAAGAAUCCUGAAAUGACCACAAAAGUUAUCUACACUUGGCAGUACGUCCAAUCGCUUGAUUUCUUCUCAAGAGUUAUCUCGGCUGCUCCAGAAGGUAGUCCCUUGCAUCAGUUGAUCCACCCUCUUGUCCAGGUGACGCUUCGCACGGCUACGUUAGUGCCCUCGCCGGCUUAUUUCCCACUCAGAUUCUAUCUUGUCAGGUCACUUGUGCGGCUGUCGCGCCACACUGGCGUCUACAUCCCGCUGGGAUCUAUUCUUGUCGACGUGUUGGCAUCCAACGCAGUUUCCAAGCGAGGAAAGAAAUCAAGUCUCAAGCAAUUCGACUUUGACAAUAACAUCAGAGCGUCUGCCAGCUAUAUCGGCACCCAGGUAUAUCAGAACUCGGUUGGUGACGAACUUGUGGACUUGUUUGUUGAAGUGUUUGUCUUAUACUCCAAGAGCAUUGCCUUCCCGGAACUUGUGAGCCCCGUUAUUACCACUCUCAAGCGAUUCACCAAGCGGAGCACAAACGCCCGACUGAACAAACAGCUCGCUACUCUUAUUGAGCGUCUUGUUUCGAACUCAGAUUAUAUCGUCAAGCAGCGUGACAAUGUGACGUUUGGUCCUCGCGACAAAGAGCUCAUAGCGGCUUUCUUGAAGGAGACCGAGUGGGAAAAGACGCCAUUAGGCACUCUCGCCAUUGCUCGUCGCAGAACUCGCGAGGAACGUGUCAAACUGUUACAAAAUCUCGAAGAGGACGAAGAGCAGGUAGAGGGACUGAGUGGCCUUGAAGACAGCGAGGAAGAGCAGGAGGAGGCUGGAGAAAGCGACAGCGAGUAA